AUGGAGUGGCCUAAGUUUUAUCCAUCUCGCAUACCACUUUUCGCUGUCAUUCAUGCUUCAGUUUUGUGCGUAAUAAUGGUUUUCAUCGUAAUUUCUUAUGAUCAAAUACCAGUUGUUCCAUACGUCAGCUCUCUUGGUGUGAAUCCACCGGAAAAAUAUUUCUUUAUAUAUUCAUCGGGAGUAUUUGCAGUACUAAAUAUUAUAAGUCAAUGGUUUUGGUACUUAAUGAUGAGAAGAAGACUUGUGGAGAGAAAUGCUUGGUCAAUGGUCAGUGGACUCCUAUGCAUCAUCAUUCUAAUAGCUUUUGCAAUAUCAAGCAUAUCAAUCAUAGGAUUGGCUAUUAUUGAUGCGAAAACUGACAAUCGUACACAUUAUCACUUAGCUUUAAUGAAUUUCUGUUCUCAUCUGAUUUCGAUUCCACUGGGUGCUCUGCUUAUUUUAUAUUCUUUCCGUCCAUGGAAAUGGUUUUUCUUGGCUAGAUUAAUUGUUUGGAUUCAGAUGAUUCUUGGUGCAUUUUUUUUCGUAUAUUUCAAUCAGAUUGGACUCUUAAUUAUGGAAGCGGAAGACGGCUUCCUUGUAAAACAACAUCAACUGGAUGAGAUUACGAAUGAUCUAGAGACAACUAAUCAACUGGAAAGCCAUAGCUGACCCCCUACUUACUCUACUACUACAGAAGAUCUGGGAGUAAAGAAAGGUACCUGAUAAUUGAAAGAAACGUGGCCGUGUCCAUCUGUCAGAGAAAGGCAACCUAUGUAAACGUAAAGACUGACGUGGCUAUUGUACACCCAAACAAACAAUUAAGCCAGCUUAUUGUGGAGAUUAAAACGAUUCACCAGAUGGAGGAUUCUGUCAGAUACAAACUGGAUUAAGUGAAAACAAAUGAUAUAAUUCUGAAUGGCUCUACCGUUUGCGAGUAUCAGACAGAGUCUGGAAAUGUGGUCAACUAUUUCCUUCAAAAUCAAACAUUUUCAAAGACUUUCUACAAAGGCAAUCAUGAAGUAAUUUGUUAACUGCUCCAGUGCGACGAAGUGCGUUAUAUAUGUAUAUAUUUUUUCGUGUUGUCGUUUUACUUGCUUCUAAAGCAUGUUUUUUUGUAUUGAUGUAAAAGGGAUAUGAAGAAUUUAAAUGGAG
Trichobilharzia regenti is the source of this 1131-nucleotide messenger RNA. The record is from the annotation of a GenBank genome assembly. Lineage: Eukaryota; Metazoa; Platyhelminthes; Trematoda; Strigeidida; Schistosomatidae.